Gigantopelta aegis is the source of this 2283-nucleotide messenger RNA. RefSeq names its product thioredoxin-related transmembrane protein 1-like. The transcript has 8 exons. The record is from RefSeq and is a predicted model, not a curated record. Lineage: Eukaryota; Metazoa; Mollusca; Gastropoda; Neomphalida; Peltospiridae. Bases 5 to 838 code for a protein of 277 amino acids.
ACGCAUGCGCUCGGAUGUUGAGCCGGAAAUUUGUUAUGGGUUUCAGUUUAAGCUGAGCACCGGCAAAUUUAUCAACAACAUGGACGCGUGGUGUAUUUUAACUUCGUUUUCUUUUUUAAUUGCGUGUGCCAAGACAUCGAACGUUGGUAAACCCAUCGAGGUGACAGAAGAUAACUGGCGGGAAACCUUAAGUGGAGAAUGGAUGGUUGAAUUCAUGGCACCAUGGUGUCCAGCGUGCCAGAGUUUCCAGGAAACAUGGGAGUCAUUUGCCAAAUGGGGACGCGAUCUCGAUGUCAAGGUGGGAAUAGUUGAUGUCACACAGAAUCCAGGUUUAAGUGGAAGGUUUUUUGUAACAGCACUGCCUACGAUCUAUCAUAUAAAAGAUGGCGUCUUUCGUCAGUACGUCGGGUCACGGUCAGAAAAUGACUUGAUUGGUUACGUAGAUGACAAGAAGUGGACAGACUACGAGCCAGUUUCUGCAGUCUGGAAUCCAAAUUCUAUACAAAUGUCAACUGUAUCAUGGUUUUUCAAAAUAGCCAUGAUGAUCAGAUCUUUUUAUAACACAAUGGUUUCAGAAUAUGGCAUUCCAGAAUGGGGGUGUUACUUGAUAUUUGCUGUGAUGACCAUCAUAGCAGGACUGAUUCUUGGACUGAUAAUUGUAUGUUGUUGCGAUUUCAUGUACCCCCCUAAAUAUCAACAAAUCCAAGUGCCGAAUGAAGCAGCAGAUAAUCAGGAUGAUGAUAUUCUGGAUGACACAAAACCAAAUCCUGAUGCAGAUGGUGAUGCUAAGACAGUUCGUCAAAGACAUGUUGAAAAAUCUGAUGAACAAUCGGAAUGAUUUUCUGUGACACUUAAUGUAUCAUUGCUUUCCUUCCAGAUGAAUUUAUAUGUAAUGACUGUACAUACUUUUAAUACAUUUAUGGCUGAAUACAAGUGUCUGAAUGUGAUUUACUUCCUUGGGAGCUAUAUGCAAUGUAUAUUAUUCAUCUUGCCUGUUAUAUAGUAAGAUAUAUGUGGCUACUUUUUCAAUGGAAAGCGUUUGCUACAUUGUUUGCUUUUAGCCUGUUUUACUUAGAAACUGGGCACUUUGUCGACCAAACUUCAUCCAAAUACAUAUUGUAGAUAAAGGAACAUCACUAUUUGAGCUACAUACAAGGUACAGUUUAAAGUUAGCCCACAACUUAUACAUAAAUAUAUAUAUAGAGAAAGUAGAAUAAUAUUAAUACCAGAACACAGUUGCUUCAGUAUGUAUACUUGUUUAGGUUUUGUUGUUCUGUUUUGUAAUAGGUAGCAUGCACUUUUAACAUACAUUCUACACGUAGCAGGCACAAGUGACCAAACAUAACAGCAUAAGCGUACGAGACAGGGAGGCGGGGUGCAACUGCCCCUGUAGUACUGGAGCAAAUCCGCAAAAUUGGACACAGACUAUUGAGCUAUUCAGGCGAAAUGUACUAACCUGAGACCUUUUGCCAUGUAUUUUCUUCAUUCUACAUGCAAAAUUAGUUGUAAUCCAUGUAUAAAUGCGCAGUGAUUCAUUUGGAACCCUAUAUGGCUGUUCGGUAGUAACGUUUAUAUAAAUAAAUGUUGUUAUCCAGAAUCGGGCAUUUUCAUUUAAUUUGGGCAAAAACCAGCCUGCCCCCCUACAAAAGUGCCCAUGUGCCUAUGCAUAAUAGUCACUUGAUACGUGUUCACUUUGUAUAGAAAAUCUUGCAAUGCAGCAGUAUUUAGCAGUUGUAUGAAAUAUUGUUUUCAUUGAUACUCUUUGUAAUUUUGAUGCCUUGGUCUUUUGAAGAUUAAAAAUAUUUUGAUUACUUCUGGGAUGAAAUGAAAUGACGAAUUUGUCAUCAAAAUCUGCCAUCAACAUUUUCUCAACUGGGACAGGCUCUAAUACAGACAUAAAAUAACAUCCCAAGGAAGUUUUGACAACUCUCCUUGAGGCUUUGUCAACAUGAUAUACUUAUUGUGGAAUAACAUUCCAGUUUAUAAGUUUUUGUUUUAAAUAAUUAUUGUUGGUUAACUUCUUAUAGUGGUGAGUUAAACACUUUGUAAUUGUCCAUCAGGUUCAUUUUGUCCAGUAACUAAAUAUUUUUUACAUCAUAUGUUUGUAGUGUCCGUGGCACUUUACCUUAAUGAUGGCACUUUACCUUAAAGGCAUACUUUCACGGAUUUAAGGACCUUAUUUCUCUAAAAAUGGAUAAUAAAUAAAAAUUACAUUAAUUGUUAGAAACCAAAUCUAUCUAUCGCAUCACCUUAACUGAAUCAUGUUGGAGUGAAAUCCAUGUC